Dryobates pubescens (Downy woodpecker) is the source of this 897-nucleotide messenger RNA. It is a transcript of the gene PDE6H, whose product is annotated as phosphodiesterase 6H. Gene Ontology annotation, cellular component: photoreceptor outer segment membrane. Gene Ontology annotation, biological process: positive regulation of epidermal growth factor receptor signaling pathway; visual perception; positive regulation of G protein-coupled receptor signaling pathway. Gene Ontology annotation, molecular function: cGMP binding; 3',5'-cyclic-nucleotide phosphodiesterase activity. NCBI's taxonomy places the organism in Eukaryota, Metazoa, Chordata, Aves, Piciformes, Picidae. The coding region runs from base 148 to 408 and encodes 86 amino acids. The transcript has 4 exons. The record is from RefSeq and is a predicted model, not a curated record.
UAGCAGUUGCAGCGAUCUAGAGAAGGAGACUCAGUCUCAUCAAACGUUUGUCAACCCAUCUGCUUCUUGUGGCACCAAAGGCUAUCCAAAUACCCAGGCAGAGGGAUCUGAGAGAGGCGUGUGCCUGCCACACAGAGCAGCCCAGCGAUGAGCGAGAACCCACCUGCCAACCUCAAUGCCGGAGAAACUCCUGCAGCUGGGCCCACCACACCACGCAAGGGGCCUCCCAAGUUCAAGCAGAGACAGACAAGGCAGUUCAAGAGCAAGCCCCCUAAAAAAGGAGUAAAAGGGUUUGGAGAUGACAUCCCAGGCAUGGAGGGACUGGGCACAGAUAUCACAGUGAUUUGCCCAUGGGAAGCUUUCAGCCAUCUGGAACUGCACGAGCUGGCCCAGUUCGGGAUCAUCUAAAGCACCAGCAUCUCUUUGGGUGUCACCUGGUGGCUCCACAGAUCCCAGCAUGGUCUUCAUCACCUUUGACACUUAUUUUUGGCCCUUGCAUCCCAUUCACAUGCUCAUGGGCAGAGUGGUUUUGUAAGAGCUAGUUAUGAGAAAGUCCUUUGCAGAUUAAUUUGGCAAAGAAGUUUUAUGGGACCCUGAACAGACCUCAUGCUCCAUGUGAUGAAACUGCUGAAAAAUGUCUUAAUACCUCCCUGCACCACAUUCUGGCUUCCCCACUCUUGUAGAUUUUCACUGUUUGUGGAGAUACAGGGAGGCUGUAUUUGACUUUCCCCCCCCUGGUUAAUCUUUCCAUGGUUAGCUGAGAUACUGUGUGCAUGGGAGUGCAUGUAUAUCCAGACCUAAUUACAGCAACUUCAUUCAGCUUUCCUCCUUGCCUCCCUGACAGCUUUCCUUAGGGGAUUUUGAUGGGUAUGUCCCCAUGUUAGCCAGGCCACCAAU